UGUUUUUACUGUGUUAACAUUUGUGUUUGUUUUCAUGUUAUGUGGUGUUUUCACAAGCAAAACCAAGCUAGUUUGCAGAAAUAUGGUGUUAAUCAUUUGGUGCCUAUCACUUGGUUACACUGUACUGUAUAAAACCCAGUGUGUGUGUGUGUGUGUGUGUUUGUGUGUGUGUGUAUGAAGGUCUCUCUGAUAAAGCUAUUACAUAACUGUGGGAGCAGGGGUGGACGGCAGUGGAUAAAUAUUAGCCUGUUAACAGCUGGGCCAUCCAAAGAGGAGAAGCUGGUGUCAAGGGGUCGCCAUGGUAGCAGGAGUGACGGUUUCCAAGGCGAUCCUCCUGUGCUCAAUAACCCGAAGUCAGUGUUGAAGAGACAGGUGAGUCCAGAGGAGCUGCAGAAACCUGGUGGAAAAUACCUGAAGAGGACGUUCACUAUUGUUGGUGAUGCAGUGGGCUGGGGGUUUGUCGUGAGGGGCACUAGUCCAUGUCACAUUCAGGCUGUUGAUCCCAGCGGACCUGCGGCUGCUGUUGGAAUGAAGGUGUGUCAGUUCAUAGUGUCUGUAAAUGGCAUUAAUGUGUUGGAGAUGGACUAUCGGACGGUCAGUCACCUUAUCCUCACUGGACCACGCACUGUUGUGAUGGAGGUGAUGGAGCCAUUGGACUGCUGAGGACACUAUUUAAGGAAAUACUUUAAAACGCCAACUGCAAGGUAUUCUCAUAGUCUUAGAGGGACUAGACUAGUCGUCUCUCUAUCUCAGAGUUCACCUAGCCUGGUCUUGGAGAUCUGGCUUCCUGCAGAGUCUAGUCCUAACCACAGUCUGCCACACCUGCUCCAAAUCUUCGAAGAGGAAUGUCAGCAUUUCUGCAUCAUGGUACCAAAGUCGGUAAAGUGGUUUAAUGUGAAACGCACUGUUCUAAAGAAAGUUGCUGGUUCCUGGAGGUAAUGAGCUGCAAUGCAAACAUGGCCAUUUCAUUUAUUAUCCAGAAUGACAAGUAAAGCUCCACAUGUUUUCAUGGGGGAUAUUUUAGGUUAGAACACUUUAUGUGUACUCAUUUCACCAUGAAUGCAUUUUAGGCCAAAAUAUCUACCUCAUAACUGUGAUAAAAUCAUGUUUGUGGUGGUUUCUAUCACCACCACUGUGAAUGAACUCUUAAAGUUUCUCUAAAAUGGAACAUUUCAUACCAAACCACUCAGACUAGCUUUGUUUACUCUAAACUCUGCAUUAAGUUAGAUCUCCAGGACCAGGAUUAUUGACCACUGGUCUAGAUCACAUGCAGGAUUUGCACAGUAGUAAAGGAGGUUCUUGGACUUGCAGGCCAGUGUCAGAAUAUCUCACUGUCAUGGAAUUAGAAUGAACAGAGGUGCUCAAUAAUAAAACUAUGCCCAAGAAUAAGCUCUUAUGUGUGAAGGUGACAGUCUGGUCUUUACCGAGAGACCCUGAGGGUUUGCUUUCCACUGUGAAAAAUAAUGUCUUUUAGUCAUCAGGAAUCUAACAAUAUUUCAGGCUUGAUGUAAGAAUAUUAUAAGAUUACUACAAAGGUUUUAUGGGUUUAUGGAAUGUUGUACUGUGAAAUGAUUUAUUCCAUUAUUUCUUGAAAUAAGCUGAAUUCAAUAAGGAAAUGCCCGUAACACUUUACUUGAACUCUCCUGCAUAACACUGACAGAAAAUGCCAUAAACAUGAUGGCAUGUGAUGUCAGUGUUAUGUAGCAGAGUUCAAGUAAAGUGUUAACCACCCUCCACCUCCAAAAACAAGUUGUAUAAUCUUAUCAACAGUCUUACAAGGUGAAAUAUUAGAUAUGGUGACCAGAUCUGAGAUCUUUACUUCCCAAGACAUUGUUUUCCUGCAGUGAGCUGGAAAGUGAACUAUUUGCUUAUCAUCGCUGCUGUGACAAAAUCUUGUAGCUCUGAAAGGAAACUUUAUUGGUGAUGGGGAAAUUGUUGAACUUAUUCUAAUAUACAUGAUUAUAAUCUGAAUUUGGAUCAUUUCUAUUGUUCCAUUCAUCAUGACUUUUUUCAUGCAAUGUAAAUGACAGCUGACAUUUUCACGAGAUGAAAAAGUGAAGCUGCAGGGUUUGGAUAUGUAAGUGAUGAUAUACUGUAAGCAACACUGGUGAAUAUUUGCCCUCUGUUUUUGGCUGUAAACAAAACACAAUCAUAUUCAAAAGUCUAAACGCCAUCUAGUCAAACUGUAUGUUUGGUUGAUUUUCUAGGUGAAAACAUCUUUUACAAAGAACACAUGGCUUUAAACGUCAAACUUAGAUUUAUUUUGCUGAGUUUAAAGCAGGGGUUUAAAACAGCUCAAUCUGCAAGGGACCGUGGUUGGUUAGUGUAGUGGUUAACACCUCUGCCUUCUACACUGUAGACUGGGGUUCAAUCCCCCACCUGGGCAAACACCUUACACUAUACCAAUACGAGUCCUUGGGCAAGACUCCUAACACCACCUUGGCCUACCUGUGUAAAAUGAUCAAACUGUAAGUCGCUCUGGAUAAGAGUGUCAGCCAAAUGCCGUAAAUGAUGCAGAUGCAGGUUUUCGUUUCAACAAGACCUGAUUUAGUCAGUCUCAGUCUAUAAUCAGCUGAUCAUGUAUGAUCUGCUUUGUCGCAAUGAAGACCUGCAGCCACACCAACCUCUGCUGAAGUUUGGACACCCCUGGAUUAAAGUAUCUGAAAACAUACAACAAAUGAUAUAAAACAUAAUAAUUUUCACUUAUAUCACCAAAAUACUGUUUGACCAGGUACACAAACCUUUGCAUACAACUGUAAAAGGGCCACAGCAUCUGUACUGUACAUUUAGAAUUUAGAUAUUCUAAAAAAACUGGAGCAGUUUCUUUAGAGAGACUCACAAUAUAACAGGAGUAUCAUUUGAGCUAUGGAUUUCUUUUUCCUUUCCCUUUUACCUGAGAGUGCUGUGUUUUAUUCUGCUGUGCUGUAGUGCCCAUUGACCACUCUACUGUUCAUGUCAAGCUCAGGUCACUCGCAUGCCACCGGGCAGACAAAAGCAGCAAGUCCACGUUGCCAUUAACCUUAUCUCUCUGUUACAGUGGCAUUGUUUAAUCUCCCAAAACCCCUUUAAUGAUCCAGUUUUUCCUUUUUUCAGCAGUUCUGGCUUUUUGGAACGAAUUUUUCAACUUUAAUUCUUAACAACUUAUUAACUUAUUAACAACUUAAUUCUUAACAGCUGAAUGAUGCUGAAAAUCAAUAGACAUCUGCAACUCUGUGUAUGAUGAUGGUAUGUGCUUGUACUCAUGAUGUAGACUUAAGCCUUUAACCGUUCAAAGCGGUUUGAUGUGUUUUUGUGUUGUAGCAUUGCACUUCUAUGUAAUUGUGUGUCUUUAGCGUUCAGUCACACCACUGACAACUCAUUACUGAAUCAUUCCUAAUGUCGGGUGUUGUACAUGACAUUCUAUUCAUUUUGUGAUUUUUCUCUUUAGCUUUGAAUUAUCAUUACGUUUUUUGUAUAAUCUAUGUACAAACAUUGUGCCAAGAAGCAUUUUGUCUCUGCAUACACUCAAUAAAUGUCUUUUAAAAAAUA
Molecule: messenger RNA, 3528 nt
Organism: Pygocentrus nattereri (red-bellied piranha)
Lineage: Eukaryota; Metazoa; Chordata; Actinopteri; Characiformes; Serrasalmidae
Product: DEP domain-containing mTOR-interacting protein-like
Exons: 5
Coding region: 175-663 (162 amino acids)
Molecular function (GO): protein binding
Source: RefSeq, a predicted model, not a curated record